Messenger RNA from Macrobrachium nipponense, 1362 nucleotides. RefSeq names its product cytadherence high molecular weight protein 2-like. Bases 1 to 1362 code for a protein of 453 amino acids. Gene Ontology annotation, molecular function: molecular adaptor activity. Gene Ontology annotation, biological process: signaling. NCBI's taxonomy places the organism in Eukaryota, Metazoa, Arthropoda, Malacostraca, Decapoda, Palaemonidae. Gene Ontology annotation, cellular component: glutamatergic synapse; postsynaptic specialization. The transcript has a single exon. The record is from RefSeq and is a predicted model, not a curated record.
AUGGCGAGAAAAGAGGAUGCUCUCCUGCAGAGGAUCCAAGAUCUGGAAAAGGAUUUGUCUAAUGAAAAAAAUUCCCAUGCUGAAGAGAUCCUUGAGCUAACUAAGGAGGCUGGAAGGAAAAUGCAAGAAGCAGAAGAUACCAUUCAAGUUUUGAAGAAGGAAAAUAGAGUUUUAAAGAAAAUUAAUGACAAGACCGAAGACUUAAUUAUUAAACAGGAAGAGGAAAUAUGUUACUUGAACAGCCUCGUUACUGAAAAGAAUUCAGCUUUGAUGAAUGGCAGGCAGUGCAUUGAAGAACUGCACAAGAGAGUGAAAAAUUUUGAAGACGAACGAAAGUCACUCCAAGAUCACCUAAAUGAAUGUGAGGCUGACAAAGUAAAAACUGCAGAGGAAAUGGAACAGAAGACAUCUAAGUUGGAAGGCGAUCUUGAAUUUCCUCUCAACGAAAGCAAGGAUCUUAUGAAAAUGAAGACAGGAGAGGAUGAACAGGAAAAGGAUGGCAAAUAUUUCAUAAGAAUAGUGGAUAAGGAAGUCACUCACUUAGAACAAGUAAUAAACAGCGCAGAAUCUGAUCUGGAAACUUUCAGACCACAGAUGAGCGAGGAGGUACAAGGAAAGGUCCUUGCAGCUACAGGGAAAGCCCGCCUCCUCAUUACUCAAAAGGUCGAAAACACAGUUAGAGGUCUGUGUCAACAAAACAUUGAUGGCCCGAAAGGUGAAGAACCCACUAUAUUAGCUGCAGAUUUAGAAGGCUUUUGGGACAUGGUGUCUAUCCAGGUGGAAAAUGUACACCACCUUUUCAAAGAGAUCAGUGUUCUUAAAACUAAUGGAUGGAAAGAGGACCUAAUUACACGGACAAUUAAUAAUGUCACCAAAGGCCACGAGAAGAAGAAACCAAUGACAGUUAUGAAAAAGCCUAUGAAGAGUUCCUCUCAGCAACAAAAGUCGAGAGAUGAGGCCCGCAAGAAACUACUGGAGGAGAGACGUAAGGCAAUGAAGGGGGCAAUGAAAGCUAUACAAGGUCAGCCUGAUGCAAAUGGCAGCAUAGAUGGAGUAGAAAUUCUUGUGGCAGAAGAGAAAAUAACCCAUUUGCAGGAGAAUUUACCAGGAGAAAAAGAGGACGAGCGGACAAAGCACAAUGAAGGUGGCCCAGAUAAUGAGAAAACAAAGGAAGCAGAAAAACAAAAGGAAGGGCACCAUUUCUUACAGUUAGUUGACAAAGAGGUUUCUGAAUUACAAGGCCUCAUAUAUAAGGCUGAAUCUGACCUGGAUACCUUUAAACCAGAGAUGAACGAGGAGUUCAAGGAAAGGUCCUCGCAGCAACAGGAAAGGGCUCGCGCCUCCUUAUCUCGCAGAAGAUAG